Messenger RNA from Zophobas morio, 2525 nucleotides. RefSeq names its product Splicing factor 3a subunit 1 (gene Sf3a1). The record is from RefSeq and is a predicted model, not a curated record. Bases 112 to 2397 code for a protein of 761 amino acids. Lineage: Eukaryota; Metazoa; Arthropoda; Insecta; Coleoptera; Tenebrionidae. Gene Ontology annotation, cellular component: U2-type prespliceosome; catalytic step 2 spliceosome; U2 snRNP. Gene Ontology annotation, biological process: regulation of alternative mRNA splicing, via spliceosome; mRNA cis splicing, via spliceosome. Gene Ontology annotation, molecular function: protein binding; RNA binding. The transcript is spliced from 14 exons.
UGUCAAAUGUCGCAAAACGUAAGCUGUCGUUUGAGAGCGUUGUUAUUACGGGGUUUGUCUUGUUAAAAGUUAAAUUUAUUUAAGAAUAUAAAUUUGUAACAAAAAGUGAAAAUGCCAGCAUUAGAAGUGGCAACCACUACACCAGAAGAACCAGGUCCUAUAAAUCCAGUGGUGGGUAUUAUUUAUCCACCACCAGAGGUGAGGAAUAUUGUCGAUAAAACAGCAAGUUUCGUUGCGAGAAAUGGGCCGGAAUUCGAGGCCCGAAUCAGACAAAAUGAGUUAGGAAAUCCCAAAUUUAAUUUCUUGAAUCCUGGAGAUCCAUAUCAUGCUUACUACCAACACAAAGUUAAUGAUUUUAGAGAGGGCAAGGGGCAAGAACCCACUUCUACUCUACCAGCAGCCAUAUCAAAACUCACAGUCACAGCUGCCGCCCAACAGAAACAACAAGAAAUUCUUAAACAAGUGGAACAACCUUUCGUUCCCAAAGAUCCUCCAAGCGAAUUUGAAUUUAUAGCAGAUCCACCAUCAAUCUCAGCCCUAGAUUUGGACAUUGUAAAAUUAACGGCACAAUUUGUAGCGCGUAACGGACGACAGUUCCUCACACAACUAAUGAACAGAGAGCAGCGCAAUUUCCAGUUUGACUUUUUAAGACCUCAACAUUCCCUGUUUCAAUAUUUUACCAAGCUUUUGGAGCAGUACACAAAGGUGUUGAUUCCUCCAAAAAGUAUGCAACAGCGCCUCCGUGACGAGGCCAAAAGCGCAAAGUCCGUCUUGGAACAAGUUAAAUACAGAGCAGAAUGGUUGCGCUACCAGGAACAACAAAAGGCGAAACAGGAAGAAAUUUUAGAACGGGAAAGAGUGGCGUAUGCGCAGAUUGACUGGCACGACUUUGUGGUGGUUGAAACGGUAGAUUAUCAACCCUUCGAAAUCGGAAAUUUUCCGCCACCUACCACUCCUGAAGAAGUAGGCGCUCGUCUUCUUAUCCAAGAACGUUUUGAAGAAGGAGAAGAUAUAGAAAUGCAGCUUGAGAGCGACGAUGAAGAACAAACUCCAGCAGCUGAUGAAGGACUCAGUACGAUGCAGGAUCGAACCGGCCAACGCAAAGACGAUAACCGCGUUCAAGAUAUGGAGGAAGAAAGUUCUGAUGAAGAUGGAGGUGAUGACAAACAAUCAAAUCAACCUGCGAUUCAACCUCCGCUGCCGCCAGUACCUGACAAGGUCGUGGUCAAGAAAUACGAUCCAAAACAAGCUGUCAAGGUUACUCGACCUACCGUCGGCGACGACUACCUCAUUUCGCCCAUAACCGGUGAAAAAAUACCGGCGAGUAAAGUACAAGAGCACAUGAGAAUCGGAUUGUUGGAUCCACGUUGGGUGGAACAAAGAGAUAAACAAGUUUCUGAUAAAAUGAACCAGGAUUCGGUUUACGCCGCCGGUUCUGCAAUUGAUGCCAGUCUGAAACUGUUGGCGGAACGUCGUACCGACAUUUUCGGCGUGGGUGAUGAAGAAACUGCCAUUGGUAAAAAGAUAGGCGAGGAAGACGUGAGGAAAGAUGAGAAAGUCACGUGGGAUGGACACACGUCGAGCGUCGAAGCAGCUACGAGAGCGGCACGGGCUAAUAUUACGUUGGAGGAACAGAUUCAUCAAAUUCACAAAGUAAAAGGGUUACUCCCGGAUGAAGAAAAAGAGAAAAUUGGACCUAAAAAUGUGGUUGGAAGCGGUAAGGGUCAGAGUAAAGUCACAGGGGCGGCUAUUAUUUCAGCUAAACCACAGGCAAAUCCGAAUCCAACGCCCAAAACGACUCCAGUAUCGUCAGUGAUGCCUUCACAAACUCAAACAAUCACUCUCUCAGUUACACAACAGCCCACGAUGUUGGCACCCCAAGCCUCGAUUAUGAUGAUGCCAGCGCCACCUAUGGCACCCAUGCGCCCGCCUCCACUCAUGAUGGCGGCCCCUCCACCGAUGGCUGGCUUCGUCACACCCAUGCCUCCCCAGAUGGGUCCGCCGAUGGGCAUGCCCGUUAAACAUCCCAGUGAAGGGCAAAUGGAGGACGAGCCGUCUAACAAAAAAAUGAGGAACGAAGAUUCUCUUAUUCCGGAAGAAGUGUUUCUAUCUAGGAAUCCGAAUCCAGUGGCGAUCAAGAUUGCUAUUCCGUUAAUACCAGAGAAGACGGAAUGGAAAUUGACAGGGCAGAUGCUGAGUUUGAACGUACCUCUUUCAGAGAGUGUGUCGUCAAUUAAGGCGAAAAUACAAGAAGAGACAAAUAUGGCGCCUGCUAAACAAAAGUUGUUCUAUGACGGUAUGUUUUUCAAAGAUUCAAACACUCUUGCAUAUUACAACAUUAUCACCGGAGCCGUCAUACAACUACAAGUGAAGGAGAGAGGUGGACGGAAGAAGUAAUUUAUUUUCUAAGAAUUGUAAGUAGAUAAGUAGCGAAACCUUGUAUUAAAAUUUACUAUAGUUCAACAAUUGUAUUGAUAAAUAACAUAUUUUAACAAAAUGUCAACAAUAAAAUAAAUAUGGAAUCA